This is a messenger RNA of Thamnophis sirtalis, 1223 nucleotides long. The record is from RefSeq and is a predicted model, not a curated record. NCBI's taxonomy places the organism in Eukaryota, Metazoa, Chordata, Lepidosauria, Squamata, Natricidae.
CCAAAACGGUGAUCUCACCUCUUUCCUCUCCAACCUUCACCAGAGCCGGCAGCUCGGCAUGCCCGAGACGCAGAGCCGUUGCGAGUUCAAAAGAAGCAGCCUCGAGGUUGGCUUGGGAGCAGCAGAAAACUCCCACACGCCCCUUUUGGAGGGCCCGGUGACACAGAUGACUCCGGAGGAAGAUUACCGGCGGCUGAUGUCCGCCCUCAACGAACACAGCACUUUUGAAGAGCAGCAGCAGCAGCAGCGCCUCUACCAGUUGGCUGGCGGGAUAUCCGUCCCGAGUCACAGCGAUAUCCUCCGGGCGCGUCAAGAGGUCGCCUCACGAAACCCGAGUAGCCUAGAGCCUCACCUUCCCUCGGCCAGCAACUCUUCCAGCCAACGAAGAAAGCAGGGACUUCCUCAGCACCGGGAUUCACACUUCAGCGAGAGGUUACGGUUUCCUCCAGCCAGCCCAAGCGGAGAUCUUCGCCCGCCAGCAAGAGAUGCUCAGGAAGCAAAACCUUGCCAGGCUGGAGAUGUCAGCGGAAAUUAUCCGGCAGAAAGAACUGGAGAACCUUCAUCGGCAGCGGCUCCUGGCAACUGACCCCAUGACUUUGCACCCGGGUCUGCCCCCAGACCACCCCGCUUUGCGGAGUCUUCACGACAUCCCGGAAGGACACCCGCUUCGGGACGAGCUCUCCCGGAGGAACGCCAUGCUGGUCCUGCGGCAUAACAACGCCCCGCUGCUAUCGCUCAACCCCCAAGGGGUUCCCGCCCUCUCCACCACCCCUCCCAAGGAGCAGGGCACGCGGAGGGGCACCCGGAAGGCCCCGCACUCUCGCUCCGAGGCGCUGGGCCAGAGCGAAUCCAAAGACUUGUUGGAUAGCCGUCCGCCGGACAGCAACAACGAGGAAAUGAAGGACUCGGAUAGCGACGCCGAAGCGAACGAUGAGAAACCGGACACUCUGAAGCCUGAGAACAGCGGUGGGGCUGCUAGCGAGGUUAAGGAGUGCAAAGAGGUGGCAAAGAUUGGCGAGGGCACCAAAGAACUGGGCGAGGUGCCAGCUGGGCAGAACCCACCCUGUAGUUCCUCCAAUGCCGAGUUGCCUAGCUAUCUCCUGGGUCCGACCAUCGGCAAAUCGGAGGCCAAGCUACUCCCCACGGCUUCCCUCCCGCCUCCCCAGCCGCUGCCAUUUGGUUUCCCGUAUACGAUGAGCCCGUAUUUCCAUGCAGGUGAGUGA